Messenger RNA from Lodderomyces elongisporus, 1164 nucleotides. RefSeq lists its product as uncharacterized. Lineage: Eukaryota; Fungi; Ascomycota; Pichiomycetes; Serinales; Debaryomycetaceae. The record is from RefSeq and is a predicted model, not a curated record. Gene Ontology annotation, biological process: regulation of DNA-templated transcription. Gene Ontology annotation, cellular component: histone acetyltransferase complex; nucleus. Bases 1 to 1164 code for a protein of 387 amino acids. Gene Ontology annotation, molecular function: histone acetyltransferase activity. The transcript has a single exon.
AUGGUUGAAAGUAUAGACGUGAAUAACAGGCAGGAGAUUUUGGUCGAUCCAUCUUUUUCACUCCUAAACUCAUUUAUAUCCUCAGUUGACCAUUUGCCCUGCGAUAUUAUCCGCUCUCUUUGGCUAGUCCAAACAUGCAAUUUGAAGAUUGACAAGUUGAGACAAGGACUCAAUGAUAUCUUACACAAAUACCAAACAGAUGGAUACCUUAAAGAUGCUGAGCUUGCCACGGUAUAUGAAUUGCAAAAUCAAAUCAAAUGGUUGAGCAAAGAAGCUGUGCUGGAGAGCAAGGCUCUAAACUGUCAAUUGAUCACGCACAAAUUGUACUUGCAAGAGGAGAUAAACCAGCUUCAUAAUCUCAAAAAUAUUGAACAAUACAACAGCAUUAAUGAUAGGCAUGCAAUGGAGUUAUUGCGAAAGCAAUUGAAAGCACAUUAUAGAGAGAAUCCAUUGAGAUCGCAAGUAGAGGCACUCGCACAACAACAAGAACAACUGCAACAACUGUUAACAAAACAACUGCAACAACUGUUACCAACACAACUGCAACAACUGUUAACAAAACAACUGCAACUGGAAAAGAAGAGUGACCAGACCUCAAUCAAAAAGGAAUCAUCAGGCCUUAAAUUGAUUUUACGAAUACCCAAGCACGACAAACUCGAUAAAAAAGAUGAUCGUGACAUUAAAGAAGUAUCACAGAAUAAUCGCCCAAAACUAGGACGACCGAAAUUAAAGACAACGAUAACGCCUGUCCAGAAACCAAACAAGAUAGUGAAGCCUGGAGAAAAGGCUAAAGACACUAGGGCUGCUGAGUUCAAGAAAGGAAACAAGAAAAAGAUUACAACACAAAUUCCUGCAAUAAAUGAAAAUAAUUUGAAAAUAAUCGUGUCACAGAAUGCUGUUGAAAAAGACGAAGAGGAUAAACGGUAUUGCUUCUGCAAUCAGCCCUCCUUGGGUGAUAUGAUAGCCUGUGAUAACGAGGACUCGUGUCCCAAUGGAGAGUGGUUUCAUUACAAGUGUGUCGGCUUGCUUAAUAGGGUUGAUGCUAUGAAAUAUACUACAGGAAAAGAGCAGUGGUUUUGUUCAGAAAAAUGCAGAGAGGUGGUAGAAUCGAAAACUACUACAAAGGAAGAGCAAAAAAAACGCAAGAGAAGGAAAAAAUGGUGA